Anopheles coluzzii is the source of this 748-nucleotide messenger RNA. RefSeq names its product general odorant-binding protein lush-like. The record is from RefSeq and is a predicted model, not a curated record. Gene Ontology annotation, cellular component: extracellular region. NCBI's taxonomy places the organism in Eukaryota, Metazoa, Arthropoda, Insecta, Diptera, Culicidae. Gene Ontology annotation, molecular function: dibutyl phthalate binding; odorant binding. The coding region runs from base 91 to 543 and encodes 150 amino acids. The transcript is spliced from 5 exons. Gene Ontology annotation, biological process: sensory perception of smell; olfactory behavior.
CUUAACAGUUUGUCGAAGUCUUCGCAUCCGAACCAUGUCCGAUAGACACUGCUGGUUAGUGUUGGCUCCUAGUGCAAUGUGUUUUGUAGCAUGAGCGUAUCGGUGCUGGUAUCGUCUUUAGUGGUGUUAUUUUGCGUACAGUGUUUAAUCGAACAUAUUGAUGGAGCAAUGACCAUGAAACAGCUAACCAACUCGAUGGAUAUGAUGCGGCAAGCGUGUGCUCCAAAAUUCAAAGUUGAGGAAGCGGAGCUACACGGUUUAAGGAAAUCGAUUUUUCCUGCCAACCCAGAUAAAGAGCUCAAGUGUUAUGCUAUGUGUAUUGCACAAAUGGCAGGAACUAUGACGAAGAAGGGUGAAAUCAGCUUUUCGAAAACGAUGGCUCAAAUCGAAGCGAUGCUACCGCCCGAAAUGAAGACUAUGGCAAAGGAAGCGUUAACCCAUUGUAAAGACACACAAACCUCAUACAAGGACCCGUGCGAUAAGGCUUACUUUUCAGCUAAAUGUGCCGCCGAUUUUACCCCCGACACCUUCAUGUUCCCAUGAUGAAUGAACCCGAUAAUUGAUGAUCUGCGCCCAAAGGAAUAUAUAAUGAGUGCUAUCUACUGUUGAAACUAUCCGUAUCCUUCCCUUAUUAGAGAAUGUUUCGAUGAAGAUGUUUACUGUUUGUGUGUUUAGUUUGUGCACCAAUCACGGUUUGGAAUUACUUUAUAGGUAGUAGAUUAAACAAUAAAGCUUUAUUCAUUAAGAA